AGUCACUGCUGGAUGGGGGCUCACAGGUACAAGGCCAGGACCAGGGGAGGUGGGUUGGUUCUUACAGUGUCACUGCUAGAUUGGGGCUCACAGGUACAAGGCCAGGACCAGGGGAGGUGGGUUGAUCCUUACAGUGUCACUGCUAGAUUGGGGCUCACAGGUACAAGGCCAGGACCAGGGGAGAUGGGCUGGUCCAUACAGUGUCACUGCUAGAUGUGGGCUCACAGGUACCAGGCCGGGCCUGGGGAUGUGGGUUGGUCCUUACAGAGUCACUGCUGGAUGGGGGCUCACAGGUACAAGGCCAGGACCUGGGCAGGUGGGUUGGUCCUUACAGAGUCACUGCUAGAUGUGGGCUCACAGGUACAAGGCCCGGACCAGGGGAUGUGGGUUGGUCCUUACAGAGUCACUGCUAGAUGUGGGCUCACAGGUACAAGGCCAGGACCUGGGGAUGUGGGUUGGUCCUUACAGAGUCACUGCUAGAUGUGGGCUCACAGGUACAAGGCCAGGACCUGGGCAGGUGGGUUGGCCCUUACAGAGUCAAUGCUAGAUGGGGGCUCACAGGUACAAGGCCAAGGCCUGGGGAUGUGGGUUGGUCCUGACAGAGUCACUGCUAGAUGGGGGCUCACAGGUACAAGGCAGGGACCAGGGGAUGUGGGUUAGUCCUUACGGAGUCACUGCUAGAUGGGGGCUCAUAGGUACAAGGCCGGGCCCUGGGGAGUUGGGUUGGUCCUUACAGAGUCACUGCUAGAUUGUGGCUCACCGGUUCAACGCCGGGCUUGGGGAUGUGGGUUGGUCCUUACAGAGUCACUGCUAGAUUGGGACUCACAGGUACAAGGCUGGGACCUGGGGAGAUGGGUUGGUCCUUACAGAGUCACUGCUAGAUGGGGGCUUACAGGUACAAGGCCGGACCUGGGGAGAUGGGUUGGUCCUUACAGAGUCACUGCUAGAUUGUGGCUCACAGGUACAAGACCGGGCCUGGGGAUGUGGGUAGGUCCUUACAGAGUCACUGCUAGAUUGGGGCUCACAGGUACAACGCCGGGACCUGGGGAGAUGGGUUGGUCAUUACAGAGUCACUGCUAGAUGGGGGCUUACAGGUACAAGGCCGGACCUGGGGAGACGGGUUGGUCCUUACAGAGUCACUGCUAGAUGGGGGCUCACAGGUACAAGGCAGGGACCAGGGGAUGUGGGUUGGUCCUUACAGAGUCACUGCUAGAUUGGGGCUCACAGGUACCAGGCCAGGCCUGGGGAUGUGGGUUGGUCCUUACAGAGUACUGCUAGAUGUGGGCUCACAGGUACAAGGCCCAGACCAGGGGAUGUGGGUUGGCCCUUACAGAGUCACUGCUAGAGGGGGGCUCAAAGCUACAAGGCAGGGACCAGGGGAUGUGGGUUGGUCCUUACAGAGUCACUGCUAGAUGGGGGCUCACAGGUAUACCUGGGUAUGGAUGUGAAGGAGUUGGUGCAGAUGUUCAGACACAAGGUCGUCAUGCUCUUCAAACUUGUGCUGCUCGAGAGAAGGGUGCUGGUUACCGGAGCCCCUGUAGAGAGACUCGGCAACACACUCAUGUCUCUACUCUCACUCUUCCCAGGCAUGAUAGAACAUGGUCUUGACGAGAGCACGAGCUACGGGAAACAUAAAAGUGUCAGCCCAACUAUGAAGAAUGUAGGGCUGGCAGAAGAUUCUGACGACUUCCUCGAGAUCAGGUAUAGUGGCGAUAAGUCUCCAGAGCUGUCCGUCAUAUCUGGGGGAGAUACAUUUCCAGCUGUGGAGCCUUCCUCCCCUACCAUGGAUCGUGGACUAGAUUGGCCCAAUUUUACAUUGAAAGAUAAUCACUCAAAGGAAUCACUCACAUCUUUAAACCAUUCUAGUCUCACAAAUAACAAUUCCAAGGUCGCAAAUACAAACAAUUCAGACUUAAAAAUUCAUAAGGCUGUGAAAAGGAGAAAUAGUAGUGAACCUUCAGUAAGUAACUCUGAACUUGGCGAGACGUUGGACUAUGUGGAUGAUUACUAUACAUCGGAUGCAAAACAAAGGGCUGAUACACAAUUUGACAAAAUAGGAACUGAGCAUGCAAAUGCAAGUGAUAUAAAUGAAAGUUAUUCCGGUGAUCACCAGAGGAUUGUACUAGCGGAGGACAGCAAUUUACUGACCGGGGUCACUUCAUAUGAGGCAGUACAGAAGGGUAAAAGCAUUCCAAAAAAGGGUUCUGUGAUAAAUAUAGAGGAAUACUCACUCGAGAUUGCGGAAAACCAUUUUGGCAGCCUGCCAAAGGAAAUCCUUGGUCAAGGUCAAGAUGGCAAAGAGGAUGUUUCAAGCUCAUUAAAGCAAAGGUCACAAACAGAAGAAAGUGUUGAAGAUUUGGAUUCUCCAGAGAGCAUCAGCAAGAUUGAUCAAGAAGAUUGUUUCUCGUGGGAAGAUGAUAACCUAUCUCUCGCCAUUAACACUGACAAAGGGAGUCUAAGCCUGGAUGAGAGUGCAGGACUGGCUAGCUCAUUUAAGGAUAUGCCAACUCUUCAGCGAAACUUGUCUGAAGGAUCACAGGGCAGUGGGAAUGGUAGCUCUGCUCUGGACAGGACAAACUCUACAGGGUCCCAGAAUGAGGGGAAAGAAGUUGAAGAGCACAGAGAGGGGCAAGACCAGGUGGGGGAGGGGCUUAGUCCAGGCGUAAAAGCAGCUGCCAUUAAAAGUCGUCUUACAAAUGCACUGAGUGGCCUAAGUUUAAAGCAGCGACUGUCCCGCAGUAAACCUGGAUCAAGGGAGACAAGCGAGCCCCCAUCUCCAGUCAGCAGUGAGUUACCUCCCCUGUCACAACUACACCAAGAUGAUAUGGGUUUUCCCCUCGCUGUCUUUACAAAGGGUUGUGUAUGCUACCCAUACCUAUCCCUACAGUAUUUUGAUCUGUUGAGUGACGUGAACAUACGUGGCUUUCUUAUUGGAGCCACUAACAUGCUGUUCAGGCAGAAACGACAUCUUACAGACGUCAUUAUUGAUGUUACAGACAACAAGAUUGAGAUGCAUGAUCGUGAGUUACAGCGCCACCUUGUGUUGACCACAGCAGACCUCAGGUUUGCUGACAUUCUGGUGAAGGCUGUUACAGGCUCCGGGGAUGAUGGAUACUUUGAGGGCACGGAGUGGGAAGGGAAUGAUGAGUGGUUGAGGGCCCAGUUCCGACUCUACCUUGAGGCACUGAUUGCUACCAUCAACACUGAUGAUGCUAAGCUGUUGGAGGAUUUUGGUGGGUCGUUUGUGCAAUGCUGGAAGACAACACAUAACUACCGGGUGUUGGCUAGCACAGAGAGACCCGGGCUAACUGGGGAACAGGCAGGGCAUCCAUGUCAAGGCAACCUUAGUAUGGCUGAUAUUAAAGUUCGGCUUGCACAUACCAUGCAUAAUACGGAGGGUGGCAAGAAGAUUAAUGCUGCCGUGUCCCAGACAGGAAAAUAUGUCGUACAGACGGGAAAGGCUGUUGGUGGGGCAUUAACACAGGCCAAAUCCUCCCUGUCCUCCUGGUUUUCGACAUGGAAGACCAGCAACAAUAUAUAACUAGUGGCAUUCAUAGAUGCAAGGGGGGGCAUUAUGAUAUCUUUAUAUUAAAGUAAAUGGCUAAUACUUAGAUUCAUUGCUGAUGUCAAAUUUUGUAAUAAAUAUUACUGAGUGUCCAUUUAUUGGUCAUUGAACAUUUAUAUAUGUAUGGUACAAUCAUGCUUUGUUAGUUAAUUGAAAAAAGGUUUUUUUGUCUGUUUUCUCGUAGAUUUAUUUAAAUAGAGUUAAGUUUAUUAAUCAUUUUAAUGGCUUAUUCAUUAUACAUGUAUGUUUGUGACAUAUCCAUUUGCUUGUUGGUGUUUUUCAAAUAUGAUAUUACUUCUAUCUUUUGUCAUAAUUGUUUGUGCAAUAUCAUGUGUCAUUCCUGACUUUGUUUAGUAAUUAUUACUGUAUGUGAAAUAAAUGAGAAAUAACUU
This is a messenger RNA of Mya arenaria, 3957 nucleotides long. RefSeq names its product late secretory pathway protein AVL9 homolog. NCBI's taxonomy places the organism in Eukaryota, Metazoa, Mollusca, Bivalvia, Myida, Myidae. Gene Ontology annotation, cellular component: cytoplasm. The record is from RefSeq and is a predicted model, not a curated record. Bases 1439 to 3541 code for a protein of 700 amino acids. The transcript has 15 exons.